AUGCCGCCGCCCAAGCCAAAGACCCUGCACAUCCUCUGCUUCGGCGACUCCCUGACGUCCGGGUUUUGCAACUUCGGCCUGGACGAGCGGCCCUACUCCGCCCGCCUCCAGCAGCGCCUCACAGCCGAGUUCCCGGGCCGGGAGAUCCACGUCUACACAGACGGCGAGCCCGGCGAGCUCGUCCUCAACGGGUCCUGGGAGGCCCGCCUGAGAGCCGAUUUAAACAAGCGCCGCUAUGACUGGGUGAUAAUGCUCGGGGGUACAAAUGACCUCGGGUCCGUCAUCUCCGAGGACAGGAUCCUCGAGGCCCUCGAGGACCGCUGGGCAAAGGUCCUCUCCAAGGGCGGCAAGCUCCUCGCCCUCACCGUCCCGGAGUGCCACAGCAGGCCCGGCUGGCUCGUCGAGCGCAGGGCCCUCCUCAACGACGACAUCCUCGCCCACGAGGCGCCCAACUUCUAUUCAUUUGAUCUUCAUUCACGCAUUCCCUAUCACUCGCUUUCCAAGGAAGACCGUGAAAAGUACUGGGACGACGGCCUGCAUCUCACAGGCGAGGGCUACUCAUGGAUGGGAGAUCACAUUGCCGACGCUCUUCUGCCGCUGGUCAAGACUGACAUCGACGCUGAGAAGGCCUCUCAGAAAAAGUCAUCCCGGCGGAGCGAAGAAGAGACAGUCGUCUUCGAUGAGGAAGGUGGCAACAUCAAAGAUAUCAGCCAGGGCUACGUUAUUAUUAGAAAGAAGGAUUUGGAGUAG
This is a messenger RNA of Clonostachys rhizophaga, 750 nucleotides long. NCBI's taxonomy places the organism in Eukaryota, Fungi, Ascomycota, Sordariomycetes, Hypocreales, Bionectriaceae. The record is from the annotation of a GenBank genome assembly.